Molecule: messenger RNA, 3248 nt
Organism: Exaiptasia diaphana
Lineage: Eukaryota; Metazoa; Cnidaria; Anthozoa; Actiniaria; Aiptasiidae
Exons: 3
Coding region: 152-2836 (894 amino acids)
Biological process (GO): protein phosphorylation
Molecular function (GO): protein tyrosine kinase activity; ATP binding; GTPase activity
Source: RefSeq, a predicted model, not a curated record
UUGAUGCAACUCCAGUUCCCGGAACUCAAGUYUACGCCGCUCCUGAAACGUUUCCAUACCUUAAAUCAUUUUCUCUUCCAGACAUCCAAUCCGCAGCAGUAGUCCAGUACAACGAGAAAAUUUACAUUUUUUCUUUUGGAGUUGCGUUCUUAUGGAGACAAUUAAUGGCAAAUAUCCAGAAUGUAACCUGAGAUGUCUUGAUACUGGUACGUCAUACUCAUUCAUUGUAAACAUUUACCGAAAAAUGAGCGAAAGUGCAUGGCUAAGCUCUAAUAAAUUGCGCAUUUUUUCCGUUGCAUUUUAUGUAAAAAAAAACAGACACAUCACAUUGGUAAUAUGUACUAUGUGCAUAACGGUAUGUUCGUCGUGUGAACACAAAGUGUCUUAUUUUCGGUGUAAUAAAGUAAUAUUUUUAGAUAUCUUAAAACUAGCGUUUUUCUUUCUGAAAAUAACAGAUGGAAGACGUGUCCGUGAAAGAGAACGUCGAAGAGAUGACAUUCAUCAGAUGGGUGAUCACAGACUUAAAAGACUUGUCCUCCUCUGUAUUGAGGACAAAAGUGACAAAAGACCAAACGCCAAGGAGGUUGUGGACUUGCUCCAAAAAUCCAUGAUUUUACAGCAAAGACGGCAGCAGGCUAAACAAGAAAUAAGCUCAAAUCAGGCUCCWGUUUUGAAGAUUGUCACACUUGGGAAACCAAAUACCGGAAAAACGUGUAUCAUUAAACGGUUUGUCGAUAACUACUAUGAGGAAAAUGGGCGAUUAACCAUUGGAAUAGAUUUUUGUCGCAAGAACAUCAUGGUGAGGGACAAAGAGUUCAUUUUAAAUGUUUGGGAUACUGCCGGGCAAGAGAAGUAUUCAAAUCUAUCUCCCAUGUAUUUGCGGGAUGUUGACGGCGUUUUACUUGUUUUUGAUGUAACAAACAAACCAUCCUUUGAAGAGAGCAUUCCUGCAAUGGUUGAGCGUAUUCAGUCACAGUAUAAUAUGUCUGAUAUCAGUGUAAUUUUGGUGGGAAACAAAGUUGAUAAGAACCAGCGMAAAGUAUCUUUCAAAAUGGCAGAGGGACUUGCAGAGAGUCUUGGAAUACCUUACAUUGAAACAAGUGCAAAAACUGGUCAAAAUGUCCAGGAAGUAUUUGAAGAGUUAACUAAACUCAUCUACAUCAAAUUUGACCUGGAUCAACAAAACCAGACCGUCAACGAAACUCACAUCCAUCUUGAGGAGACAACAAAAAAAMCUACCAGAAGACGGUUCAGACUGUGGAUAUCUAGUAACAGAUACGGCACUUCUCGAUUGCUUAACAAUAAAGAACCGGAAAAAUGCGGUUAURUUGUUGAAGUUCAAAACAUGAAAGCAAAUUACAAACUGGACACUGAGAUCGGAGCAGGAAGCUAUGGAAAAGUCUAUAAAGCAACGCUGAACAAAAAACCAGUAGCCGUGAAAUUACUACACGAGUCAUUGUUUCAUGAAAGUAUUAUCGACAAAUUCCGAGAAGAAUGUGAACUUUUACAACGACUCAAUCACAAGAAUGUUGUUAGGCUGAUUCAAUUCGACAUUUCUUGUUCUUCACGGCCUGCACUUAUUACUGAACUAAUGGACUGUGAUUUGGAGAAAUAUAUAAAAGUUCAGACGAAGAAGAUUCCAUUUCCUGAAGUGGUGUCGAUAAUGCUGGAUGUUGCAGAGGGCCUUCGGUAUCUACACUACGAAUGCAAUCCCGCAAUUAUCCAUCGAGAUUUGGCAAGUAAAAAUAUACUUUUAACAAAGAAAAGACAGGCCAAAAUAGCUGAUCUUGGACUCGCUAAAUUCUUUUUACGAAGUGAAAGAAUGUUUGCAUCUCCAGUUCCUGGAACUCAGUUUUAUGCGGCUCCAGAAACGUUUCCAACCUACCCGACCUUCUCAUCCAAUAACGUGGAGUAUAACGAGAAAAUUGACAUUUUUUCCUUUGGAAUUGUUCUUAUGGAGACAAUUAUUGGCAAUAGGAGUAACCUGGAAUCAAUUUUUGAUACGACGGGGCGACGUAUUCCUGAAAACGAGCGUCGAAAAGAUGACAUUCAUCAGAUGGGUGAUCACAGACUUAAAAGACUUGUCCUCCUCUGUAUCAAAGACAAUAGUGAUGACAGACCAACUGCCGAGGAAGUUGUGGCCUGGCUCCAAAAAUCCAUGAUGUCAGUGUUUAGAUGGARGAGGGCAAAACAAGAAAUACGUUCAAACCAGCCUCCAAUUUUGAAGAUUGUCACACUUGGGAAAUCAUCUACCGGAAAGACGUGUAUCAUCAAACGGUUURUCGAUAACUACUAUGAGGGUAAUGAGCGAUCAACCAUUGGAAUCGAUUGUUGUUUCAAGAGCAUCAGUGUGUAUGGAACAGAGUUCCGUUUGAGUGUGUGCGACACCGCUGGUCAAGAGAGGUUUUCAAGUCUAGCUCCCAUAUAUCUACGGGAUACCGACGGAGUUUUGCUUGUCUUUGACGUAACAAACAAACAUUCUUUCCACGUGAGUAUUCCUGCAAUGGUUGAUCUUAUUAAGUCACAGUAUGAUAUGUCUGAUAUCAGUGUAAUUUUGGUGGGAAAUAAAGUUGAUGCAAAGAAACAUCGCAAAGUAUCUUUGGAAAUGGCAGAGGGACUUGCAGAGAAUCUUGGAAURCCUUACAUUGAAACAAGUGCAAAAACUGGUCAAAAUGUCCAGGAAGUAUUUGAAGAGAUAACCAAACUAAUCUACAUCAAAUCGGAUCUGAGGAGCGUAACAAACCAUAAAGACGUCAACGACACUCCCAUCAGGCUUCAUGGAGGCCAUAAAAAAGAACCUACCAAAAAAUGGUGGAAACUGUGUUUUUGUGACUAAUAAGUGUUUAUAACCAGUUUUUUAGAUAGCUUCAUCCGCAAUCUUCUCCUUUCCUCUUUUUCUCCUUUUUGGGAUUCCUGUGGUAACGAGGGAUAUGGACUAGAGGCGAGAAAGAGGAAAAGGAAGGAAAGGAGUAGGCGUCUCCUCUUUGCUGACUUCCUUCCCUCUCCCCCUUGUUUCUAUUUGCUUGCUCCCAGUCUCCUUUUCUUAACAAAGGAAGCCAGAUAUCUUUUAAAAAAGAAAUAAAGGAGAUGGCUGUGGAGGAGGCUAUUAUUUACACUUCUUGCCGAAACGCAUAAUUGUCAUUUAUUAUCAAAAAUUGGAUGACAUGCGCAGUAACAGUCUCUUCUCUAACGGACUUUGAAAGUAUUACCUUCGAGGAAAAUCAUUUUGUGGUGGUUUUGACACACUU